CGUGUGCGCCAGAGGCGCCGGGCGCCGGGCGGCGCCCUCGCUGGGGGCGGGCCCGGAGCGUUUCGGCACCGCCCUUAACCCCGCCUCUAGCUGGUGCUGCCCCGGCUUGCGGGCAGGGACGUAGUCGCACUGGAAGUGACGUUUUACAGGGGCGGAGCGCCCGCCAGAUUUGAAAAAGUGACGUGACGCGACGUGUGGCGCAGCGGCCCGGGUGUGGGCCCCGCUGGGUGAACCCCACUUCCCUCGGGUCAGGCCUGCAAAAUGGAUCUCUUAACGUUUCCCAGAUAUAAUCCCAAUGACAUCAUAACUCACAUCCGCAAUCGGCUCCUAACAGGUUCUGAAGCUAAAAACCUCUCAAAAAAUGACUUGUUUCCAAAUCCCAAGCCUGAGGUAUUGCACAUGAUCUUCAUGAGAACCUUGCAGAAUGUGUAUGGAAUCCGUCUGGAGCACUUCUACAUGAUGCCGGUCAAUGCUGACAUAAUGUAUCCACAGAUUGUUGAAGGCUUCCUACCUAUUUGUAACUUGUAUAUUAAUAUGGAGCGUUUUCUUCCAGUCUGCCGUAUUAAUGACUUUCAGAUUGCUGAUGUCAUAAACCCAAAAGCAAAGCGGACAGCUCGUUUCUUGAGUGGCAUUCUUAACUUUAUUCACUUCCAAGAAUCACGUCGUGAGAUCUACAUGGAAUUCCAGUGGGCAUAUAAAUCAGCUCUGGAAAAAAUACAGCAACUGCAGACAGCAAAUCAGGAGGCAGCAGUGAAGCUAGAAAAACUUGACAUGAUUCCAGUAGAGCAGAAAGCAGAGUUCAAGCAGCUGUCUGAUGAUAUUCAAGAAUUGCAGCAAGUACUAAACCAGGACUAUCGUCAAAAAACGACAGCCUUGCAAGAAGUGACUUCCCAAAAGAAAGCAGAAGUUGCAGAGAGAACCCGAAGUCUGAAUCAGCUAAAAGUGACAAUGGCUACUUUGAAAGAAGAACAAGAGCAACUGAAAUCAAAAAUUGUAGAGUCUCCAGAGGAACUGAAGAAUUACAAAGAACAUAUGAAGGAGACUGUCCAGAAACUCAAGAAAACCAAGCAAGAGGUUAUUGAGAAGUAUGAAGGUUAUCGAGACCUAGUUGAGAUUCUGCCAUCAUGUCAAUCGGAGGUGCAAUUAUACCAAAAGAAAAUGCAAAGCCAAGGAGCAAAUGUGGAGAGAAUGGCCAAUAUCUCAUCAGAGGUCAGAAAUCUCGAGGACCAGAUUGAGAAUGGCCAGUCAGAGCUGAAGAAUGCCGCGACAGAUGAAAUGUCCUUAAAGAGACUGGUCAACGCUAAGCGCGAGAAGCUGUCUACGGCUGAAAUAAGGAUAAAAAAGAAACAUGAGGACGUUGAGCAGUACAAGCGCACAGUAUUUGAGUAUUGUAACAGAGUUCAGGAGAAGAGAGGGGCUGUCUAUGAGAAGGUGACGGCGAUUCACAAGGCAAUCCAGCAAGUCAGAUUAAAAGUCCAGUUGCUGAACGAGAACACUGAAAAGGAAAAAAUGAAAGCACAGGAGAUCUAUCUUAACCUGAGGGCUGGCUUGGAGAAAUACCAUGAAGCUCUGGCAAAGAUAGCAGAGAGCUAUGCAGCCUCACGAGAUGAAAAAACUGCUGAAUUAAAGAGGAGAAUGCUUUGAGUUCAGACUUCCUGAACUAGCUGUUAUACUGGCUUUCACUUGGACUCUGCUUAUUGUAUUUAUCCUCAUGUUUGGGUUUAAAAUAUUGCAUUUUAUGUGGGAAGCUUCUAAAUACGACCUCAGAACACAUUUAGUAUUGUAGAAAGGCCCUGGUGCUGUCAACUGAUUAACUUUGGUAAAAAUGUACUUCAACAUCCUGUCUGCAUUAUCUUUCUCAGUUCUGAUUCUUCUAGUGGUAAGUUUACCAAUUUAUCUUGUUCAUAUAAAAUAGUUUGAGGGUUAAUUUCAGCUUUUAGUGUAACUACAGUUUUAGCAGAAACUACACUGAGGAUGUUGGAUUGGGGUAGCUUUGGUUUGAAUGGAGGUAUCUUCUUAGAUCUUGGUUGUAGUAUUUUCCAGGUAUAUCGAACACAGUCUGAAUUAUCUUAAGUUCCAUCUGAUUUCGAGACAAGUCUUACUGAGAUCAUCAUGAUGGGAGAGUGGAUUCUUAUAUAAACUCUGGCUUGCUCUGCCUGUGACAUCCAGCGAUAAAGAAGCCCUCAGAGGAAAGUCCUGUUUGGGGAACUACAUAAAUUCAGUUGGUGUUGCUGUGUCUCUUUCUGGAAGCUUGAAUCCAUGGUUUCUGCUCGGUGUGUAUUGAACACUCAUUUGUGUUUGUACAAGAUGAGUCCAUGUUUGGGCAGAUA
This is a messenger RNA of Mauremys mutica (yellowpond turtle), 2330 nucleotides long. It is a transcript of the gene NUF2, whose product is annotated as NUF2 component of NDC80 kinetochore complex. Gene Ontology annotation, biological process: meiotic chromosome segregation; attachment of mitotic spindle microtubules to kinetochore; kinetochore organization. Gene Ontology annotation, molecular function: protein-containing complex binding. Gene Ontology annotation, cellular component: Ndc80 complex; kinetochore. The coding region runs from base 262 to 1644 and encodes 460 amino acids. The transcript is spliced from 14 exons. Lineage: Eukaryota; Metazoa; Chordata; Testudines; Geoemydidae. The record is from RefSeq and is a predicted model, not a curated record.